GGUUUAUGCAAGCAACGAUUUCCCUCGUAUUUUAGACACACGUCCGUCGCUCUCUGUCACCGACUCAUUUCUUCUUCUUCCUCUGCAAUCCCGUGCGCUCCAUCUCUUUCCGCCUCCCAACACUUUACUCAUUCAUUGAAUUCGAGCCUCUCAUUUCUCACAUCCUCCAAUCAUCCAACCUCUCUUCUUCCUCUCAGCUUCGUUUGGCAUUUGAGUGUGCAUCUAGCAUGAGUGAUAAGACUGCGGGGAAGAUCGGCGCAAGUAUCGAAUUUUUCUGAGAAGAUUUGCUUUUUUAUACAAGAUCUUCUAUCAUACAUUUUUGUUUAUAGUUAUUUUAGGUAAACCGCAACAGCCCGAUGGCUUCAUCUACUCCGGACUCACCCUGGCCAUCCUCAACUCACGAUUCCUUUUCUGGAUCUUUCAAUAUACAUAUAGAGGAAGCGAACCCAGACGACAUUUUACCUGUUCUGGAAGACCCAACCUCUUCUACGUCCUAUAGCCAUAAUAUCCCGAAACCACCUCCUGUCCCUAGUAAAGCAUAUACACAAAAUAAACUUUUCAAAAGGCUUUCACAGAGUUGCUAUGUCCCAAAUGAAACAAUUGAUACAUGGGACAAGCUUUUUAAAGAAGCAUAUGGUGCUGAUGUCUAUAUUUGCACCAAGGAUGAAUCGUGUAUUCCAGUUCAUUCUAGUGUUCUGACAAUUGCGUCACCGGUGCUAGGUAAAUUCCUGCAGCAAUCAAAAGUAAGAAAUGGAAUGAGAUACAUUAAGAUUCCUGGGGUACCUUAUGAAGCUGUCUACGCAUUCAUCCGUUUUCUUUACUCAUCCUGCUAUGAAAAGGAAGAGAUGAAGAAAUUUGUUCUCCAUUUGUUGGUUUUGUCACACUCUUACUCAGUUCCAUCAUUGAAAAGAGUUUGUAUAUACAUUCUUGAGCAGGGAUGGAUUACCAAAGAAAAUGUGGUCGAUGUGCUUCAAUUGGCAAGGAAGUGUGAUGCACCACGGCUAUCCUUAAUUUGUGUGCGCAUGGUUGUGAAGGACUUUAAAGCCAUAUCAUCAACCGAAGGCUGGAAAGUGAUGAAGCGAGUUAGUCCUGCACUUGAACAAGAACUGCUAGAGUCCGUUGUUGAAGCAGAUUCUAGGAAAGAAGAGAGGUUGAAGAAAAAGGAAGAGAAAAAAGUGUACUUGCAACUGUAUGAGGCAAUGGAAGCCCUUCUCCACAUAUGUAGGGAUGGAUGUAGAACUAUAGGUCCCCGUGACAAGGUGUUUAAAGGAAGCCAAGUUGCCUGUGGUUUUCCUGCUUGCAAGGGGCUUGAGACCUUAGUUCGUCAUUUCUCCGGCUGUAAAACCCGGGUUCCUGGUGGAUGUGCUCACUGCAAACGCAUGUGGCAGCUUCUUGAACUGCAUUCUCGUAUUUGCAAUGAGCCUGAAUUGUGCAAGGUCCCUUUGUGUAGGCAUUUGAAGGAAAAAAUGCAGCAGCAGACCAAGAAAGACGAGGCUAAAUGGAAGCUGUUGGUGAGUAAAGUGGUAGCAGCAAAGGAUACUCUGGGACCUAUCUCAGGUCGCCACUCGCGUUUAUCAUGACCUCUUGUGUGUUCAACAGCAAAAUGUAUCAAGAAAGUAAACCAAGGGAAAUGUAUUAAGAAUCUUAUUUCUCCUUCGGGGUUGAAUAAAUGUAAUAGGCAUUCGAAGACUAAUAGCGUCUUGCAUCGGUUCUUGUAAGCCAAGAUAUUUCAAUUGGAUGCCGACCAUCUCAUCUUGAUAUGAAAGUCUUGCAACUUUAUGCA
Messenger RNA from Malus domestica (apple), 1783 nucleotides. RefSeq names its product BTB/POZ and TAZ domain-containing protein 3-like. The record is from RefSeq and is a predicted model, not a curated record. Gene Ontology annotation, molecular function: protein binding. Lineage: Eukaryota; Viridiplantae; Streptophyta; Magnoliopsida; Rosales; Rosaceae.